Crotalus tigris (Tiger rattlesnake) is the source of this 820-nucleotide messenger RNA. RefSeq lists its product as uncharacterized. NCBI's taxonomy places the organism in Eukaryota, Metazoa, Chordata, Lepidosauria, Squamata, Viperidae. Bases 122 to 820 code for a protein of 232 amino acids. The record is from RefSeq and is a predicted model, not a curated record. The transcript has 5 exons.
UUGCAUUGCGAGAUCUACUACCCCAAGACCCACUGAUGGGAUUUUGGGUGCCCCCUGCCCUGUAGGUCACUACUGCCCCUCAGGCAGUGAGAUCCCGACUCCCUGUCUUCCUGGCACCUAUAUGGCAGAGACCCAUGGAAAAGAACGGUGCCCCUCAUGUCCAGAAAGGAAGUACUGUAUACCUGGUCAUUUGCCACAGUUAUGUCCCAAAGGUUUUUACUGCCCAGAAGGAACAGGCUUGGACUGGAAGCCUUGCCCCCCAGGGACCUACAACCCUGUCCAAGGAAUAAGAAGCGUGAUUGAAUGUCAAGUUUGCGAUGGUGGGAAGUUCUGCCAGUACCAUAAUGCAACAGAUGUCACAGGAGAAUGCUGGGAAGGAUUUUAUUGCACUCAAGGCUCAGAUCGUCCCAACCCUAUCGCUCAACUCAACGAACAGGCUGGCCCUUGCCCUUCUGGCUAUUACUGUCCAAGGGGCACCAUUAUCCCCAAUCCUUGUCCAGUGGGGACGUUUGCUGCUGGAUCAAGGUUACAUUCGGAGGUUGAGUGCUCCCCUUGUCUGCCAGGUCACUUCUGCAGCACACCUGGGUUGCCAGCCCCAACGGGACCGUGUGAAGAAGGCUUCUUCUGCAUCUUGGGCUCAGUGCUACCCAAUCCACUGACCACAAGCCAGAGUGGAGGGCCUUGUCCCCAAGGUACUUUUGUCUUCAAAAUUCCUCCUCCUUGGUCAACAGCAAAUGUCCAGUUGGGCAUUACUGCCCUCUUGGCACAAUGUCUGAAAAUCAGUUUCCAUGUCCUCAAGGGACUUACAACCCCAACGUAG